AUGGUGUUCAAUGGGGGCCAUCCCAAUUUUGCUGGCUUGGUGGAUAUUGUGAAGUCAAGGAUAGCUUUUUGGGCAAAGAGCAGUAUUGCAGGUUCGACAUUGUUUGAGGUGAAGGGUGUUGCUGUGCUUUGUUGCUGUUGUGUUGCUGGUGUGGUGCUUGUCUUGAAAUUUAAUAGGUUUCAUGGUCAUAUAGGCACCUUCAAGACCAAGGGCAAACAACCUUACCCUAAGUUGAGAAUUAUUGACAUGUCUUACAAUGAUUUCACUAGGCUUUUGCCAAAUAAUUAUAUCAAACAAAUUGAAGCUAUGAUGAAUGUGGAUGAACAUGAAAUGAAAAUGAAAUACAUGGGUGAGACUUAUUACCAAGAUUCAGUGGUGGUGGUGAUGAAAGGACUGGAGAUUGACUAUUCAAGAAUCUUAGCAGUCUUCUCAAUCAUUGAUUUAUCAAACAACAAAUUCCAAGGAGAGAUUUUGAAAUCCAUUGAGAAACUUAAUUCACUUCGAGGUCCUAAUUUAUCUCAUAACAACCUUCCACAUCAUAUCCCAACUUCACUUGGAAAUUUAACAAACCUCUAG
This is a messenger RNA of Camellia sinensis, 576 nucleotides long. NCBI's taxonomy places the organism in Eukaryota, Viridiplantae, Streptophyta, Magnoliopsida, Ericales, Theaceae. The record is from RefSeq and is a predicted model, not a curated record.